Molecule: messenger RNA, 1668 nt
Organism: Symbiodinium sp. CCMP2592
Lineage: Eukaryota; Dinophyceae; Suessiales; Symbiodiniaceae
Source: the annotation of a GenBank genome assembly
AUGCCAGGAAGAGUUCCGCACAAUGUAGAGCGCGAUGCUGAACAUGCGGAAGUGGGGAAAGUUGGACUCAGUGAGUCGAGCCCUUUGCUCGAAAAGCCGAAAGAAUUGUCACUCUUGAGAAGUCCCGUGCAAUGGUACCGCACAUUGUCGCAGAGCUACUCGUGGAAGCUGCUGGCCAUGGUGGCGUGCACGAGCCACCUGUUGAAGGGCUUCGUAGCAGGCGGCGGCGACGAAGGACUGAUCGGGAAGCCGGCAGAGUUCCUGUUCAGCGAGCUGGGCAUGUCAGCCGGAAGGCUUCAGGCCUUGAAGGCAGUUGCAAUCGUGCCAUUCGCGCUGAAGCCGGUCAUCGCCUUGCUCAGCGAUGCUUUCCCGAUAUGUGGCUACCACAAGCUUCCGUAUGUGGUCGUUUUCACGAUCAUAUCAUUCGCUUCGCUUGCAUCUCUGGGCUUCGGCUUUGCGGUGACGGAAGCCGCGGUGGUCUCCGCUUUGUUCCUUGCCUUCCUCCAGGUUGCCGGUGUAGAUGUGCUCAUGGCGGCCAAGCAAUCUGAAGAAGUAAAGAAGCAGGCAAGCUUGGGUCCUGACUUCUACACCUACACCUGGCUGGGUAUCAACGCAGGACAGGUCCUCAGUGUUUGCUUCCUUGGGCCUGUAAUUGCUGUGAUGGGUGCUCGAGCGCCUUAUCGCUUUGCCGCACCUUUAGUUCUCGUGGUGUUGUGGCCGGCGCUGGGGAACUUCAUGGGCGAGAAAAAGGAGCUCACCGGGGGCGGGCUUCCUUGGGUCUUCCGGCAGCAUGGUGUGCUUUGCGCCCUUACAUUGAUGAUCGGCGUGCUGGCUUUCGGCUUGGUUGUCUCCACUUUCCUGUUGGAUGAGCAUCGUCUGGCUCCGAUCGCCGCUUGCAUGGCGGCCGUCGUGCUCGGCUCCUUCGCAUUGUUCAUCAGGCGGGAGAUUGCAGGACCAGUGAUUUUCUUCUUCCUGCUGGGCCUGCUCAGUAUCAACAUCGAUGGGGCACUGUUCUACUUCUGUACUGACAGUGCUGCGGAGUUUUCCGACGGACCGCACUUCACCCCGCAUUUCUACAUCACAGGCAUUGGUGCGGCAUCAUUCUUGGGAAUCACUGUGGGCUUCGCCACUGGACCAGAGAUUUUUCGAUCGUGGAGCUACAGGAGCAUUUGCAUGGUUACCCUCGUCUUGCGUGCAUGCACUCAGCUGGCCAUGUUGCCAGUGCUUUGCCGUUGGACGCUAGCCUUUGGAAUUCCAGAUAGUCUUUGGCUGCUGGUGGUUAUGGGCCUCGACAGCAUGGUGCAAGCAUGGCGCUGGAUCCCCAAACAGGUGCUGGCAGCUCAUUUGGCCCCAAGAGGUGUCGAAGCGACAACCUUGGGCUUACAUGCGGGGACCUUCAACAUGGCCUCCAUCUUGAGCUCCUACAUCGGUGGCUACCUUCUGACAUUCAGCGGGGUCUCGCCCACAGGAUCAUUGCAAGAGGGGCGUCAGUUCCAAAGCCUCUGGAAAGUGCAGUGUGUUGCCGCCUUCCUGCCGCUGCUGCUUCUGCUGCUUGUACCUGUCAUGCUGCCUCAGCGGUCGCAGACAGAGGCGCUUCUGGAGGAGUGUGAUGAUUCGGCCACACAUAAUUCCUUAUUUCAACGACUCUGUCAGCCAAACCGGCGAUGA